Molecule: messenger RNA, 644 nt
Organism: Phlebotomus papatasi
Lineage: Eukaryota; Metazoa; Arthropoda; Insecta; Diptera; Psychodidae
Gene: Ppcdc
Product: phosphopantothenoylcysteine decarboxylase
Exons: 1
Coding region: 1-570 (189 amino acids)
Biological process (GO): coenzyme A biosynthetic process
Cellular component (GO): phosphopantothenoylcysteine decarboxylase complex
Molecular function (GO): phosphopantothenoylcysteine decarboxylase activity; FMN binding
Source: RefSeq, a predicted model, not a curated record
AUGGAAGUGAAGGCUUUCCGGAUUAUCAUUGGAUGUACAGGAAGUGUGGCUACAAUAAAACUCCCACAACUCAUUCAGCGCCUCACCAGUGAAAUUCCCAGUAUAGAAAUUAAAGUUGUAGUUACAGAGUGUGCCAGAAACUUCUUUUCUUCCGAGGAUAUUCCUUCCGGAACUACUGUUCUUACGGAUUCAGAUGAAUGGAGUAGUUGGAAGGGACGUGGAGAUCCUGUUUUGCACAUUGAACUCGCCAAAUGGGCAAAUCUAAUAAUUAUAGCUCCACUGGAUGCAAAUUCCCUGGGAAAAAUUGCUUCUGGACUCUGUGAUAAUCUCCUGUUGUGCAUCUUGCGAGCCUGGGAACUGUCGAAGCCAGUUCUAUUUUGCCCGGCCAUGAACACCAAAAUGUGGCAGCAUCCCAUUACAGCAGAGCAAAUCGCCAAGCUGAAGCAGUGGGGCUACCAUGAAGUUCCAUGCAUCGAAAAAACUUUGAUGUGUGGCGAUACUGGGCCAGGAGCCAUGGCUGAAUUAGAUACAAUUGUUCAGUACAUCCGAGAGCAUCUGGCUAAUCUUUAAAAUCUUAAUGUUUCCGGAAACAGAUUUGUAGAAAUUUUAUUGAUUUUUUUUCUAAUAAAUGAGGUUUUGAGUAA